CAUUUAUUGAGCUAACCAUGGAGGACGGCUCUGAUGCCCAGUUCAUUGUGAAGAUGUCGGGGAUGCCCUUCUCCGCAUCUUGUGAGGAUGUAGCCAAGUUCCUGGCUGGGCUGGAUAUCAAGGGAGGGAGGAAGAACGGGGUACACAUCACUAAGGAUGACUCAGGUCGGGUGAGUGGUGAGUGCUACGUGGAACUGACCUGUAAAGAAGACGUGGAGGCAGCUAUCCGUAAAGACCACCAGUAUAUGGGGGAGAGGUGGGUCAGUGUUACAGAAGCUAGUAACGAGGCUAUGGUUAACGACAUCAGCAAGUGUGACCAGAUUCAGCAGAAGUUGGACGAUAAGGGCGAGUUUGUUAUUAAAGUGAGGGGUUUACCUUGGUCCUCAAAUACGGAGGAUAUUGAGAGCUUUUUCGGCGGGUGCAACUUAAAGGAUGAUAAAGAGUCUUCAAUACACAUUCUCCGUAACUCUGAAGGACGCCUAACUGGGCAAGCGUUUAUAGAGUUCGGAGAUAUAGAGAGUUUGAACCAAGGUUUGGGUAAAAACAGAGAGCACAUGGGUAAGAGGUACCUAGAGGUAAGCAGGUCCUCUAAAGAUGAGAUGUCCAGGUUCACGGAGAAGUCAAACACGGUCUCCAAAAUGAGAGAGCCAGUAGUAUUGUGCAGAGGACUGCCUUUUUCUGCAACCGAGGAGGAUGUUUGUAGCUUCUUCUCCGGACUGGAGAUUGCAGAUCUACAGAUGGUGUACGACACAGAUGGAGUGCGACCAAUGGGCAAAUGUUUUGUGCAGUUUGGUUCUGUUAAAGACAGCGAGGCUGCAAUGGCUAAGUUUGGCGAGAAGAUGAGCAACAGGUAUAUAGAAAUAUUCCAGUCCAACAGAAAGUACUGGUACGCCCAAGAAGGAGUGCCUAUGGAGAGAGGAGGGCCGCAUGCGGAGGAAGCAAGACACGCCCCUCCCCCCAGAGGUAGACCUCGUCCCGGUCCCUACUCUAAACCACCUAGAGGAGGUGCUGGAGGUUAUGCGCCUCCUCCACGGGGCGGCCGAAUUAAACACAUGUCACAUGACCGCAGAUCCUCGCCUUAUGGAGGAUACGAUGGAUCUGAGGGAUUCGCAGUCCAGGAUUAUUCAGCGGGGGCAGGAGGGACUAGGGCUGCCGGUCUUCCAAAAAAGCACAUAGUUGUGGUAAAGGGGGUCUCAAUGGAUGUUUCCAUGGGGGAUGUUAUCAAAUUCUUCACGGAAUCUAAUCCGCCUAAAAAUGUGGAAAUGAAGUUCGGGGAAGCAGUGGUGGAGUUUCAUAGCCACGGGGACGCUAUGAGGGCUAUGUUGAAGGACAAGACCAUGCUUGCUGGUGUGAAAGUGAACCUUGAACUGCAGUCCAAACCAGAGGACUACGUGGGGUAUUCAGACAGUGCUCCUGCUGAAGAUCCUUAUCAGGACCCCUACUCAACCACCUUCAGCGACCCGUACCAGCAGAGUAAACCUUACCAAGGAACAUACAGUUCCAGUUACAGAUGGUAGAUCUAAAGGAGAUCAGAUCUUUGAGUUGACCACCAACUGCCGGUGCUCUGAAAAUCUUGCGUUUCAGCAUCGCUCAAAUGAACUGAUCGAUCACAUUUUUAUUAUUUAACCGGCUUGAUUUCAAAUAUUUUGUUUUAUUAUUCAAGAUACGUUUUAUAUUUGUUCAUUCUAACUAUUGCUGUGUGAUUAAUAUGGCUGAGAACAAGUGUGAAUAUAUUUCGACAAGUUUAUUCUACUGCUGCGUGCAGGUUUUACCAUUAAGUCGAAGAGGAACUACUUAUCCAAGCUGACUUUUGUACUUGAAACACAAUUACAAAUUAUAUCCAUGUAUUUACGAUAUUAGUAAAACUGUUAAUUUUAGACCUAAAA
Molecule: messenger RNA, 1886 nt
Organism: Bolinopsis microptera
Lineage: Eukaryota; Metazoa; Ctenophora; Tentaculata; Lobata; Bolinopsidae
Product: heterogeneous nuclear ribonucleoprotein F-like
Exons: 12
Coding region: 18-1517 (499 amino acids)
Cellular component (GO): ribonucleoprotein complex
Molecular function (GO): RNA binding
Source: RefSeq, a predicted model, not a curated record